AUGGAAAGGGAGCAAGCCAUGAAUGUCUCUUCUCAAGGUUGGAAGGCCGUUGCUGAAAUUGGGAGUGGCCUAAGGGGAGCAAUGAGAAGAAAGAGAGGGAGGCCCAGGAAGUAUGUACCAGGUAUGGCAUCAAACUAUGCAGCUGAUGCUGCUGCCAUGGAUGCAUUUCCAUUGCCCAGGAGAGGGAGUGGAAGGCCUUCUGGUUCUGGAAGUAGACAACGGUUGAGUUCUCCUGGGAAUUCGGUCACUGGGCCAGUUGGAAUAGGUCUCAUGAAUUCAUACAUGAUCAUCAUUGAUGUUGGGGAGAAUAUUGCAGAAAAGAUAAUAUCUUUUACUGAAGAGGGUCCAAAGCAUUUAUGCAUCAUAUCAGUGAACGUUUCUGUCUCCUCCGCCACUCUUCGCCGUCCUUCUACUGCCGGUGGUGUUGUCACUUAUGAGGUUCAGUACAAAACUGUAUAA
This is a messenger RNA of Dioscorea cayenensis subsp. rotundata (Guinea yam), 459 nucleotides long. Its product is annotated as AT-hook motif nuclear-localized protein 11-like. The transcript is spliced from 3 exons. Bases 1 to 459 code for a protein of 152 amino acids. Gene Ontology annotation, molecular function: minor groove of adenine-thymine-rich DNA binding. NCBI's taxonomy places the organism in Eukaryota, Viridiplantae, Streptophyta, Magnoliopsida, Dioscoreales, Dioscoreaceae. The record is from RefSeq and is a predicted model, not a curated record.